UUCUCCUCCUUCCCUCCUCCCCUCCCCUUCACUCAAAUGAUGAAGAGUUCUUCAGUCAUGCCCUUCAUCCAUGAACCGGCCCACAUGGGCCGCUUCAAGUGUCCGGUUCAAGAAACCGUGCUCACAACAGCCGAGAUUCAGGAGCUACUGUCCUUGCUUCAAGCAGGGAACUCGGCCUCCCCAAGCUCAGAGGGGUCGAACCGGGAGGCCGAUACAGUUGAUGAGAGAAAGCGUAGGCGGAUGAUGUCAAACCGCGAGUCAGCCCGGCGGUCCAGGUGGAGAAAGAAGAGGCAUUUAGAGGACCUGACGAGCGAGGUGGACCGGUUGAAAAUAGAGAACCAGGAGCUGAAGAACCGUUUGGGGCUGGUUGCUCAAAACUGUCACGUAUUAUGGAGAGAAAAUGACCGGAUGACAUCCGAGUCCUUAGCACUACGUGCAAGACUUUCGGAUUUAUACCGGAUUUUGAUUGCCAUGCAGACGCAGUGCUCACAAUAAUUAUUAAAUAUUUCCACGUCUAAUCCAUUUAUAAAAAGAAUCCCGAAAUUAGCAAAAUGAUCAUCAUUAAUAAGCUUAAUGAAGAUUAAUUAGAGGAAAGGUCAAAAAGUUGUAUGGUUUUGUGGGGUACAUUAGGCUGCAUGCAUGCUCAGUGUGUCACUGAAAAUGAUGGUUAAAUUGUCUUUUGGGUUUUACUUUACUUUUGGGUUCCCGUUGUCGAUCGGGGGAGACUUUCUUUUUAGUAGCUUUGUAAGUACUGAGAGCAGCACGUAAUCAUGUCUACAUAUGAGAGAGAUGCUGCAAGGAGCGGAAUGUAUGCAAAUAUUUCUCCGGCGAUAUUUGUUAGGCCUUUUAGCUUUAUCACCAUGCAUGCUCUAUCGGGCUUGGCGCUUCGUGUAAAUAUUUGUAUUGAAGAAUAUUUAUGUAUUGAACUUGAGGCACUUGUUUUUGCCUUUUUCAAAAAGAUUGGUAGUAGCUACGUAGCUCUGCA
Messenger RNA from Pyrus x bretschneideri (Chinese white pear), 985 nucleotides. Its product is annotated as basic leucine zipper 4-like. The transcript has a single exon. Gene Ontology annotation, biological process: positive regulation of DNA-templated transcription. Lineage: Eukaryota; Viridiplantae; Streptophyta; Magnoliopsida; Rosales; Rosaceae. Gene Ontology annotation, molecular function: DNA-binding transcription factor activity; transcription cis-regulatory region binding. The coding region runs from base 37 to 495 and encodes 152 amino acids. Gene Ontology annotation, cellular component: nucleus. The record is from RefSeq and is a predicted model, not a curated record.